Chlorocebus sabaeus (green monkey) is the source of this 1658-nucleotide messenger RNA. RefSeq names its product natriuretic peptide A (gene NPPA). The record is from RefSeq and is a predicted model, not a curated record. NCBI's taxonomy places the organism in Eukaryota, Metazoa, Chordata, Mammalia, Primates, Cercopithecidae. Gene Ontology annotation, molecular function: hormone receptor binding; hormone activity. Gene Ontology annotation, cellular component: cytoplasm; extracellular region. Gene Ontology annotation, biological process: cGMP biosynthetic process; neuropeptide signaling pathway; negative regulation of systemic arterial blood pressure.
UGGUCAAAAUAAAAUCAUUUCCAUAAAGUUCUCAGCACAGUCCUUCUCAUUUUACACACAAGGAAAAGAAGGCUGCGAAGAUGUAUGCAACUGAUUUGUUUGGGGCUAGAGUGCCGGUCUGUCAGUCCUUCAAAUUUAGUGUUUUCCCCCAGUAUACAUUGCAUUGAAUGGUAAUGGCUAACACUGAGUUCGGUGCUUAGCAAACAGGCCAUUCAUUAAACAUAGACAGACUCAUUGCCUGUUAUUUCUCUUUUGGGGGCCAGAGAAAUUGUGACCUUGGUGGCUCACUCACUUGCCACUUGCCACGUCCUCAGGGAAGGAUGUAGAUGGCAUUGAGGGAAACCGACUAUACCUCCUUCACCCCCACCUCCCUGCCUUCAUCAGCUAAGUUGCUAUGGGCACAAGCCCAGGAAGGGCAGGGGGCUGUUACAAACUUCAAACAUGAAGAGUCUGAGCAUGUAUAAACAGCAAAGGAAGAAACGAAAUUCACUGCGUCCUCUAAGCCUGUCCCCACAGCAUGUUGGAGGAGGGUCGCGGGGGACAUGGAAGAGGAGGAGCUUUGGAGAGAGGAUGCUUGUGCUUCCCCGGCUUUUCUUGGUAUUUCUAUCUGGGGGUUGGAGCUUCAUCACAUUUGGUUCCUGGCUGACUUUAUAUACUAAAAAAUAACUCCCUUUUGCCUGACCAUGGAGAGGGACUGCCAGGGGUGAGGGCAGCCCUGUCUGAGGCCAGAGGUCUGCCCACGUGGCGGAUGAGGCAGGUGUGAGGCCAGCUUGAGCAUAUGGACCCAUUUGUCUCGGGCUGCUGGCUGCCUGCCAUUUCCUCCUCUCCACCCUUAUUUGGAGGCCCUGACAGCUGAGCCACAAACAAACCAGGGGAGCUGGGCACCAGCCAAGCGUCACCCUCUGUCUCCCCGCAUGGGUACCAGCGUCGAGGAGAAAGAAUCCUGAGGCACGGUGCUCCCAGGUCAGACCAGAGCUAAUCCCAUGUACAAUGCCGUGUCCAACGCAGACCUGAUGGAUUUCAAGAAUUUGCUGGACCAUUUGGAAGAAAAGAUGCCUUUAGAAGAUGAGAUCGUGCCCCCACAAGUGCUCAGAGAGCAGAAUGAAGAAGCGGGGGCUGCUCUCAGCCCCCUCCCUGAGGUGCCUCCCUGGACCGGGGACGUCAGCCCAGCCCAGAGAGAUGGGGGUGCCCUCGGGCAGGGCCCCUGGGACUCCUCCGAUCGAUCUGCCCUCUUAAAAAGCAAGCUGAGGGCACUGCUCACUGCCCCUCGGAGCCUGCGGAGAUCCAGCUGCUUCGGGGGCAGGAUGGACAGGAUUGGAGCCCAGAGCGGACUGGGCUGUAACAGCUUCCGGUACCGAAGAUAACAGCCAGGGAGCACAAGGAGGGCUGGGCCUUGGGACAGACGGCAAGAGGUUCCUGCCCGCUGGGGUCUCUCUUGCAUUCGUGUCAUCUCGUUGUCAUGGAGUUGUGAUCAUCCCAUCCAAGCUGCAGCUUCCUGUCAACACUUCUCACAUCUUACGCUAACUGUAGAUAAAGUGGUGUGAUGGUGGCUUCCUCGCCUCUCCCACCCCAUGCAUUAAAUUUUAAGGUAGAACCUCACCUGUUACUGAAAGUGGUUUGAAAGUGAAUAAACUUCAGCACCAUGGACAGAAGACAAA